This is a messenger RNA of Suillus discolor, 1006 nucleotides long. RefSeq lists its product as uncharacterized. The transcript has a single exon. The record is from RefSeq and is a predicted model, not a curated record. Lineage: Eukaryota; Fungi; Basidiomycota; Agaricomycetes; Boletales; Suillaceae. The coding region runs from base 93 to 749 and encodes 218 amino acids.
UUUCGUUUCUUUUGUCUUGGAUCAUUACUUGUAUAUAUCUCUAGGGUGCAGGCCAUCUUUCUCGAGGUCAUCAUCCAUACUAAGAGACCUCCAUGCCAGCCACUACCAUGUCUUCCUGGAUCUCGUUCUCCGACAUCUUCUAUUUUACUCGCAAUGCGAGAAAAGCGCCUCUCAUUCCAGAGGGUUUCGUCCUUGAAACACCUUUGGAGCGCAAACCUACUACGGCAAUCCAGCUCAAGCCAGAGUCUCCAACAUCCCGCUCAACACUUCCCACCAUUUCCAAAUCAACGAUACCUUUGCCCGCGUCUUCCAACCCACAGACACCCCCGGAGCCAGUCAUUUUCAUAGGAAACAACAGCACUGAAACCCUUGUCAACGUUGUUUCAAAGCCCGGGUUUCCAACUUCAAUUCUGCAGCUCUACCCAUCUGUCAAUGAGGCUGCGCACACACGACGCAUAUCGUUCGCAGAAUGUGCCACGCCCUCGCGUCCUGUGAAGCCUGUCAACGUCAUUGACAUGGACCAGGUCUCGUCCAAGCCCCCCGCGGCCGCAGUGGAAACGCCUGAGCAAGCAAAACCUCUCAGAGAGGACGUCCCCGAUACGGAAAAGAAAUUAAAGAGGAAGAGCAUCAUGCGGAGUAUGUCCCUGCUUGCCCCUCGUGCACCCGGCACGAAGACGCGCCGUUUCUCGGUCCCUGUCUUUUCAUCGUUGACGGAUGCCAUGAAUAAGCGGGCAAGCAAGCGGCCGUAGGCAGCCCAGUCCAGGGCGAGGGGAAGAGCACCGGAGUACCACGAUAGCCUAGGAAGUGAAUUCCGCAGAAAAGCGCACCGAUGUUUGAGCACCACACAUGCUAUCAUUUAUUCUAUGAUAUCUAUAAUUCAACCUUAAUCAUUAAUUACUCACAUUUUGCCUCAUUUUGUACUAGGGUGGUCCAUGCACUAUUGCGAACUACUUUGGCUUACAUCGCAAUCUGGACAUUGGUUUAGCAUAUACAGCAUUCAAGACAC